Daldinia vernicosa is the source of this 1134-nucleotide messenger RNA. RefSeq names its product ribosomal biogenesis regulatory protein. Gene Ontology annotation, biological process: ribosomal large subunit biogenesis; ribosomal large subunit export from nucleus; endonucleolytic cleavage in ITS1 to separate SSU-rRNA from 5.8S rRNA and LSU-rRNA from tricistronic rRNA transcript (SSU-rRNA, 5.8S rRNA, LSU-rRNA). The transcript has a single exon. Gene Ontology annotation, molecular function: protein binding. The record is from RefSeq and is a predicted model, not a curated record. The coding region runs from base 183 to 737 and encodes 184 amino acids. NCBI's taxonomy places the organism in Eukaryota, Fungi, Ascomycota, Sordariomycetes, Xylariales, Hypoxylaceae. Gene Ontology annotation, cellular component: nucleus; nucleolus; preribosome, large subunit precursor.
UGGAACUUCAUUUUUCUUUUGGUCUAAUAUCCCACUCACGCCGUUACAACAUUACGACAUUACAACGCAACGCAUAAAAGAUACAAUCUAGCUACACAAGGAGGGUAUUACUACCAGUUAAAAUCUACGAAAGACUUAUCACCAACUCAUCCCGGUCAAUUCCGACCACGAAACCCUCAACAAUGGCCCCGCCAUCUAAGCCAAAGCUCGACGUCGCCGUCACCAAGCCAACACCCUACACCUUCGACCUCGGGCUCCUCCUCGCCAACGAUCCUAACCCGCUCUCCACAUCCGUCCCGGAAGAAGUCGACUCCGCCGCUCUAGAAGCGCAGCUCGCCGCUACCGCCCGCGACGGUGCGCAAGCCCUCAUCAACCAGCUCCUAACGACGCUCCCACUUGCCGCCACCACAUCCGGCGUCUUGCUCACCCUACCUCAUCCCACGACCCCUCUACCGCGUGAGAAGCCCCUACCAGCAGCCAAGCCCCCUACGAAAUGGGAGCAAUUCGCCGCGCGCAAAGGCAUCAAGCCCAAGACGCGCGAGCAGCGACACGCCAAGUCCCAAAAGUACAACGAGGAGACGGGCGAAUGGGAGCGCACGUGGGGCUACGAUAAAGGUGGUGCUAAGAAGCGUCGUGAGGAAGGUAUGGUUCAGCAAGACUGGCUUGUAGAGAUCGACGAGAAAAAGGACCAGGAGGAAAAGGCCGCCAAGGAUAAGAAAAAGAGGAGAAAAGCUUGAUGGACUAGGAUUGUGAUGCAGAGAAGUAAAUAGUAGACACGAGGCCUAGCAAUUGCUAGGAGAUGCAGACAGGUGAAAAUGGCAACUUGAGGGGGCACUCUGUUGAUACCCACGCAUUUCGAGUCGCAAUAGACAGGCAGGAGUUUGGCGUUUCCGGCAUAAGACAGCAGGUUUCGCGGGUUUGGGCAUAUUUGUAUUGGUAUUGCGGAUCUUUCCACCCAAUGUAUGGUACAGAUUCUUUUCUAACCUUUCAUAUUCAAAAACUCCGUCGCUACGUUUUGUCCGACUCUCCUCCGCCCUUCUUCUACGCAACGAAGCGUUUGCCGUGUAGCUGUUGUGUUAGCACGCAAGGCGCAUUGGCUAUAGUAAUUCAUGCGCCGUUAUCCAAGAUCCACCA